GCCAGUUCAGGAGCCAUGGACAAGGCAUAUAAAUACGCUAAAUCCGCGAUAGUUAACUUCAAGUUGGACACAUGUUGCUGCUUCGCACCCAUCCGCAUUGGCUUGCUUAUAAUAGGAUAUUUUAAUCUGUUUAUAGCGAUGUUAUCGCUAAUCGGAACCGCAGAUGGAGGAAUCACGCCCCCCCUUAUGGAAGUACAGGACUCACUUUUAGAGGAAGAACAGGUGUCAACGACCGCCGGUAUCAUCGCUUACGCUUCCGAGCUCGGAUUCAGCGCCGUUCUUCUAUGUGCUAUGUACAGAGAUGACAUCGUGCUGCUCCGAGUGUACAUAUAUUUCAUUAUGGCGACCGUGGUGACGUCAGUGCUGAUCUACUCUAUGGUCAUCGCCAAGGUGGCUCUGCUCACCAAGAUUGUCAUCAUAGGGAAUAUAGUGUUCAACUGCUACAUCAUUGUACUAGUGAGAAGUGCAAUAGUUGAAAUUAAGGAUCGCCAGAGUGCAGAGAAGAACGGACAUGUGGUGCUAUACUCUGUGGCCGCAGUAUCACACGAAGACGACAGAAAAGUAAUUACCAUCGAGCCAAUCGCAGAAACGAGCGAAAGCGACAAAGAAUCAAAAAUUGAAGUAACUAAAGAAGUAAAUAUAGACGAAAAUAAAGAAGUGAAAAAUGGUGAAGAAUCAAAAGACUGUGGCAAGGUUGACGAGACGCCUGUUAAAUUGGAAACAGUUAAUGAAAAUCCUAAGGAAGAACAAUCUGUACGUUGA
Molecule: messenger RNA, 762 nt
Organism: Pararge aegeria (speckled wood butterfly)
Lineage: Eukaryota; Metazoa; Arthropoda; Insecta; Lepidoptera; Nymphalidae
Exons: 4
Coding region: 16-762 (248 amino acids)
Source: RefSeq, a predicted model, not a curated record